Sinocyclocheilus rhinocerous is the source of this 1687-nucleotide messenger RNA. Its product is annotated as sialoadhesin-like. The record is from RefSeq and is a predicted model, not a curated record. The transcript is spliced from 8 exons. Bases 141 to 1496 code for a protein of 451 amino acids. Lineage: Eukaryota; Metazoa; Chordata; Actinopteri; Cypriniformes; Cyprinidae.
ACCCAUGUUUUAACUUGAAACAAAUGCAGUUAAUGUAGGAGCUAUUGUGAUAAAUGGCUUGACAUGAAUGAGUGCUUGCCUCACUACGUUCUUGUUGUUUUACUCUAGACAAAGAAGUGAAUUAUUUUGAAAGUUAAAGCAUGGACUUCAGAAUCGCAUCAGUGAUCCUACUUCUACACAUUUCAGGCUCUCUAACAUUGAACCGCAUCUCUGUGAUCUGUAAGAAUAUUUGUGCUCUGAGGGAAACCAAUGUGCAGUUGAAGUGUUCUUAUGACAACAUCCACACCAAACCUGCGUUCUGGUUCAGCGAGAAACAAAGUACAAACUGGAGAAAAAACAAUGAACCUGAAGAUUUGACUUUAGACUCAGACUACUCAGGACGGGUGAAACAUCAGAUCUCAAGCAGCCAUUCAACACUCACAAUAUCAGACGUGAGAGAAAGAGACUCUGGAGAACAUCAGCUCAUGUUCAUCAUGGAGGAUGGAGUUAAACAUCUCAGCUCAGCGGCCGUCAGUCUAACAGUCACAGACCUGCAGGUGAGGAUGAAUCCUGCAUCAGACCCAAGAGAUGAGACAGUAGAACUGAUCUGUGAGACUUCCUGUGAUUUGACGUCCAGACCUCAGAAUUACUACUGGAAAAAAAAUGGACAAUAUGUAAAAGAUCUUAGUCAUUCCAGGAGCAUUGAAGUUUCACUCGAAGCUGCUGCCAGUUACUCCUGUUUUCUUACUCCAGAUCUUAUGAACUCCUCCUCUCCUGUGUGCAUUUCUAAGAGUGGCUGCUGGGAUGUGACUUACACCUCUAGAAGAGUCUGUGCUUCGGUGGGCUCAACAGUAGACAUUUCCUGCACAUACUCACAUCCCUCUGGUUAUACUCUAUAUAAAACAUUCUGGCAUUACGUUCGGCCUGGUGACUUUAAGGAUCUGCGUGAGGAGCAUCAGUUUGCUGGUCGUGUGGAGUAUGUGGGGAACAAACUGAGAAUCAAAGAGCUCAAGAUCAGCGACUCUGGAGAAUAUCUAUUCAGGUUCAUCACUGACUUAGAUCAAUACUCUGAAUCACCUGGAGUCAUUCUUACUGUUACAGAUACUCAGGUGAAAAGCAGCCCAUCUGUUGUAUCAGAGCGACAGGAAGUGAUAUUAAGCUGUUCAACUAAAUGCACUCUGAACGACAAACAUACUUACAUCUGGUACAAGAACAGACGACAGGUAACGGAUGGAUUCACUAAAGCUAACAAGCUGUACCUGGACUCAGUCAGCAAUGAAGAUCUUCACCAGUAUUCCUGUGCUGUAGAAGAUCCAGUGGACAGCACAGCGUUCAGCCAUUAUACAGUCACUCUGCUGGUGUUUUUACUUCAGUUUCUCAUAAUAGCGGCUCCGUGGAUGUGGUAUUUCAUCAGAAUCUCAUUUCAAAACCAAACAGAAAACAAAAAUGAAGAGAUUCUGAUGUUCCAGAUGUCUUCAUCUACAUCUGCUGUCUGUCCAUCAGAGCCACUGGAGUGAUGUCAUUGUGUUCUUCCAUUGUGACAUCAUCACCUAGCAACAGUCAGAACUGUCAGCAGCAACAUCUGUGAUACUGUGAUGUCAUAGACAGUGACAUAUGACUGUCAGUCUGCAUAAUCAAACAAUGUAAAAAAAAACCUUUUCUCUAAAUAUCCUUUAAUAUCCUUUAAUAAAGUGGUGCCACUUUUGUG